Messenger RNA from Helicoverpa zea (corn earworm), 2170 nucleotides. Its product is annotated as (11Z)-hexadec-11-enoyl-CoA conjugase. Gene Ontology annotation, biological process: unsaturated fatty acid biosynthetic process. The record is from RefSeq and is a predicted model, not a curated record. Lineage: Eukaryota; Metazoa; Arthropoda; Insecta; Lepidoptera; Noctuidae. Gene Ontology annotation, cellular component: endoplasmic reticulum membrane. Bases 267 to 1385 code for a protein of 372 amino acids. The transcript is spliced from 7 exons. Gene Ontology annotation, molecular function: stearoyl-CoA 9-desaturase activity; iron ion binding.
GUCCACCAUAGAACGCCGCGCGCGCCGCCUGUAUCGCACCACCACACCACGUGCCUAUUGCCAUACAAUUGUGCGCCGAUUGUGAAAACGUGAAUUAACCUAGCUUUUCGUCGCGCGAAAAUCACCAAGGUCGCUCUAGAUUGCACACUCGUAAUUUUUAGAUAAUAUCUACUGGUGGUACUGAAUCGCUCCAGGGACUUUUGUCUUCGAUGCAGUUUUCUGUUCAUAGUGAAUGUAAAUAAUCGCAGCGACGCCACUUUUCAGAAAUGGCUCCAGCGCAGCAAAACCUCGAAAUGUGUGACGAAAACAUGCAUUCCGAACUAAAAAUUCGUCACCCCACGUACAAAAAUGACAAAGUUGAUCAAUUCGAGAACAAUAACACAGUAUUACGGGACAGUGCUAGUGAAGUGAAAAGUGAUUCUGAUUUUGAUCUAAAAAAGUAUGAAGCCAUGGAGUUUAAGGCUCAAAUUAGAUGGCCGGACCUUACAGUACAAGUUCUCUUGCAUUUAGUUUCUAUUUACGGACUGUACCUGAUGAUUAGUAACCAAGUUAAGCUGUUAACCAUAUUAUUUGCAUUAGGCACUAUAUACACAUCCGGGUUUGGCAUCACGGCGGGUGUGCAUAGGCUGUGGUCACACCGAGCAUACCGCGCGAGAUUACCGCUGCGGAUACUUCUAGCUAUACUCUUUACUAUUACUGGACAGCGUGAUAUUUACAUAUGGGCCCUGGACCAUAGGGUACACCAUAAGUACUCGGAGACGGUGGCAGAUCCUCAUGAUGUCAGAAGAGGUUUCUGGUUCGCCCAUGUUGGGUGGCUGGUACUUACCCCUCAUCCUGCAGCGGAGAACCGGCGAAUUGCACUGCGCCCAACCUGUGCAGAUUUGCUCGCCGAUCCCGUUGUCAGGUUACAGAAAAAAUUCUUCAUUCCAUUGUUCGCGUUGCUGAACAUUGCUCUUCCCAUCUGGGUGCCGUGGUACUGCUGGAGUGAGACCCUGGUGAACAGCUUUGUCAUCAGCUUCGUGACCCGGUUCACCAUCACGCUGAACAUAGCUUUCAGCGUCAAUAGUUUCGCUCACAUGUGGGGCAACAAGCCUUAUGACAGGUUCAUAAAAUCCGUGGAGAAUAGCCUGGUGAGUCUGGCAGCGCUGGGUGAGGGUUGGCACAACUACCACCACGUGUUCCCGUGGGACUACAGGACGUCGGAGCUCGGCAAACUCAACAUCUCCACUGGAUUCAUCGACUUUUUUGCCCGGAUUGGAUGGGCUUAUGAUUUAAAAGCUGCAACAUACGAUAUGAUAUCAAAGCGAGCUCAGCGAUGUGGCGACGGAACUUUUGGCGAGGAUGAAGAGCCUUAUCCGACUUCAGAACACUGCCAUUCCGAAUGAAAAUUAAUCUCUACCGAACGGAUAGUACGAAAAGCCAUGUAAAAUAAUUUUAGACACCAUUUCCUCAUAAUAAUGUAGAGAAUAUGAGUCGUGGAGAAUCUGUCGAUUUUAUUUUUAGUAACUUUACGAAAUUGUGUAAUUUAAUAAGACACUACGUCCUUGGACUGACACCAAUAUAUUAUAUAGGAUCGGUAGAAUAUGCACUGGGUGCCGGAGGGUGUGUAAAUUAAUCUAUAGAUGGAGUUCAGAGAAACACAGUGGAACAACGCUCUUCGCUUUAGUGGACGUAAUUGUUGUAACUAAGUUGACACAUUACAGAAUUUCGCUCAAACAAACUUAUUUGAACUUUAGAAUCACUUGUUUGGAUUCAUAACACAAUUCUCCUAAACAAAAGUUCAAACAUUUAUGUAACUGAGUUGGAGAACAAAACGAAACCACUUACUUUCGGGCGUUGAUUGAAGACUUAUUUUAAGUAUGAUUUCAGAUUACGAAUGAUUGGCGUAACUGAAUGGGUGAUUAUUAGAAAAAUAAUUUAAAACUAAUAAGUACUUACAUCAUUUCAAAGUUAUGUCCCACUAUUGUUUAUCUAAAAAUCAAUGCAUACUUACACUUUUAAGCACUUACUUAAGUAAUAUGUUUGUUAUUAUUUUGAGAUAAUAAUAUAUUUUGUUAUAACAACUUUAUGUAUUUGUUGAAGUCUUUUUACAGUUAGCCCUCGAUCUUGGGGUGUUUGUUUGUAAGUUAUCAACGUUUUGAUAAAAUAAAAUAUAUUUGAACAUGGAAAA